This is a messenger RNA of Penicillium pulvis, 1338 nucleotides long. Its product is annotated as phosphatase PAP2 family protein. Lineage: Eukaryota; Fungi; Ascomycota; Eurotiomycetes; Eurotiales; Aspergillaceae. Gene Ontology annotation, molecular function: phosphatidate phosphatase activity. Gene Ontology annotation, biological process: phospholipid metabolic process. Bases 1 to 1338 code for a protein of 445 amino acids. The transcript has 5 exons. The record is from RefSeq and is a predicted model, not a curated record.
AUGGAGAUUCCGGCCAAAUUGCCGUUCUCUAAGCGGCGACUUCGACCACGCGUAGUGAUUUCCUACAUCUUCGACUACGUGAUCUUAAUUGCCUGUGUCAUCGGCUUCUGGAUCCUCGACUCCCUCGAACCAUACCACCAACACUUCUCCCUCCGCAACAUCUCCCUCCAAUACCCGUACGCCGUCCACGAGCGCAUUCCCAUCCAAUAUGCCCUCUGCAUCUCCGGCCUUUUCCCACUCGUCCUGAUCAUCGUCUAUACCCUUUUCAUCGAUGGCCUGUUCUCGCACCACAAGCCUCUGGAUCCGGCAUCUGGGAAGCGCAAGCUGCGCGGUCCGUGGCGCUGGAAGGAUCGCCUGUGGGAGAUGAACUGUGGGAUCCUAGGCCUCCUCCUAUCACAAGCAUUAGCCUUCCUCAUCACACAAGUGCUCAAGAAUGCAUGUGGAAAACCCCGUCCGGACUUGAUUGACCGGUGCCAGCCGCGUGACGGGAGCCUGGACAUGCUGCCGUACGGUCUGUCUAACUCCACGAUUUGCACAGGAGAGGCAAAGUUGAUCAAGGAUGGAUUUCGGUCAUGGCCAUCAGGUCAUAGUAGUUCCUCCUUCGCAGGAUUAUUCUACACGUCUCUGUGGCUGGGCGGCAAGUUCCAUAUUAUGGACAACCGGGGUGAAACCUGGAAGACCCUGCUGGUUACCAUUCCGAUCCUUGCCGCGACCCUUGUUGCCGUGUCUCGCAUUAUGGACGCCCGUCACCACCCAUUCGACGUGAUCACGGGGUCGCUUCUCGGUGUCGUCUGUGCCAUCGUCUCCUACCGUCAAUACUUCCCUCCGAUCACCGAGUCCUGGCGCAAGGGCCGGGCCUACCCGAUCCGCACCUGGGGCACCGAGCCAGCUGCUCCAAUCGAUGCAAAGUUCAGCGCACUAGAUGACAGCACGACUGCUCUGCGUAACCCUGAGGCAGAACGCCUGAAUGGUUCCAGUAUGCGUGGGCGAUCUACAUCCCCACACCAGCCUGGCGCAUCUGGGUACGCUAAUCCUGGCAACCCUUACACGUCGCAGGUGUAUCCUCGUCGUGCGCAUGACCAUGAUCCCGAUGGUAACUGGUCUUCGAGUGAAGACGAUGUUGGAAAUGGGUAUGAGAUGCAAACUGGGUAUGCGGCAGCGCAAAAUCCAGGUGUCAGUCGCAAUUCUUUCGAUGCCAAUACCGCAUACCAUCCCAACGCGUAUCAGUCGCAAGGGCACACGGCACCCGCUGGUGCUAUUAAUCCACCACCCGGUGUCGUUGUUAGCCAUGAUCACCUAGAGCGAUCAUUGACCGAUGCGCCUGGUCGAGAGGUGUAA